Molecule: messenger RNA, 1897 nt
Organism: Saccostrea cuccullata (small rock oyster)
Lineage: Eukaryota; Metazoa; Mollusca; Bivalvia; Ostreida; Ostreidae
Product: formin-like
Exons: 4
Coding region: 70-330 (86 amino acids)
Source: RefSeq, a predicted model, not a curated record
AGGACAAGAAGAAUUUAAGGAACAGAGGAAAAUUUAAAGGAAGCAAAGAGUGUAUUUGCCUCAUUGUACAUGUUUUAUACUGUGAAACCUAAGUCAGGUGAGAAGGAGGUGACUCCGGAGUAUUUCUUCUCUCUGUGGUCCUCCUUCUGUCACGACUUUAAGGAUCUCUGGAAAAAAGAGCAGCAGUAUGUUGCCAAAUUAAGAGUGCAACAAGAAGAAUUACGUCUGAAACAAAUCAGGGAAAAGAAGCUACAGCAACCAAACACCAGGGUGCGCCGGCGAGGGGGACUGAAAGACAAGCUGGCAAGUAAAGGGAUGCUUGGACAAUGAUUGUGAACCCCCCAAAGGCAAUUAGUUACCCGGUACCCAUUUCAUUCUACAGCAAAGCAAUAAUAGCGGUGGUAUGAGUGUUUAUGUUGAAGUGUAUGGUCUCAUUAAUGCAGCAUUUGAAUAGUUGUACAAUCUGAGGUCAUGUGACAGUCAGCAUUUAUUGUUAUAAGGUUGUAUUUAUAACUGAUGCAUUUUUUUUGUGCAUUUGCAAUUUCCCUUGCUACUGUGAUUUUAGACAUUUUUUUACAUUUACAGAUUUUUAUUUUAUAUACCAGAUCUUAUUGUUCUCUUUCAUUCCAUUUUUCUUGUGGAUUGUUAAAAACACUUAACACUGUGAGCUUUCUAUAUUUUUAUCCUGACAUUCACUUUUUCCAUGAGACUUUCCAGUUUUAUUUAUUUUUUUUUUUUCGAAUUCUAUCUCUUGUCAGUCUGGAUAAGGUUGAUAAUCAGCUCAAAAGUCUGAGACAUUCCAAAUGUUAGCUGUUGAUUAGGAGUAGGCUUGUGUGAUUUAUUAAUGAAACUGUAGUUCAUAUUUCCAGAAAAAGACUUACUCUGAUUUGUUUUUCUCUAUUUUAGAGGACUAGUCACUUUUCUUAAUUCAUAUUGAGUUACCUUGGUAAUUGUCUAUAGAUUUUUUUUUUUGCAUUUAUUUUUUGGAUCUGUUGUAAUGGUAGGUGUUUGGUUUGGGAUUUAGUCGUUACAGAAUUUCAUUUUUCACAAAAAGUUCAUUGCAUUUCAAGUACAAUUUUAGUAAAUAUCCUGCAUUGCAUCUGUAAAUUAAAAUGCUGUUGACAGAUUGUAAAAUUUGUUCAGGUUUCCAGUGUACAAUGUAUAUUGAAUAACAAGGUUGUUUUUUCUUGACCAUGCUAAAUGUUCCAAAUUCAAAGAAGCCUCUUGCAUGCCAAAGUUGAUAUUCAAGUUUUUGAACAAUUUACUGAUAUUCCUAAUUAGACUCAUUGAUUGUAAAUGUUUUUGUGAAUAUAAGGUAAUUACAAUACCUUAGAAUAUGCCAGUAAUAAUUAUUUUUACAUAUAAACAGAGGUAAAGGUAGGAAGGUUGUAUCCAUUGUUAAGCAUUGGUUACUACAUUGUAUAUUCUCACAUAAGGUUGUGUUCUUACAAGCCUAGAGUUCAGUAAAGCUGUUACAUUUCUUAUCUAUGCAAGAUUUUACCUCAUUACUUGCAAGAGGUGUUUGCCUAAUUAAUUUGAAUUAUGUGACUAUGAAGAUGUGCAGUGCAGAUGUAUUGACUGUUUUGUUUUAGGGGUUUUUUUAGUUAGUUUCAAGAUAUGAUUAAUUAUGAAUAUGUAAAUAUUCUAGAACAUUUAUGUGUUAAGAAAGAAUAGAUUCAAAUUUGAUAAGCAAGAAAAAGAAACAUUUUAAUUUAGAAGACUUCCAAAAAAAGGGUAGAUGAUCAAAGAAAAUGUGCACAGAGCACAUAAAUUAAAACUGCUGAAUUUAAGAACAUUUUCAUUGUACUUUUUUAGGGAUCUUCAGAAUUCCUUGAUAUUGCUAUAAUGUUUCCAAUAAAAUAAGAUUUUUAUUAAAUGAUGUUUUUUUUUCUAAGAG